Molecule: messenger RNA, 7235 nt
Organism: Lynx canadensis (Canada lynx)
Lineage: Eukaryota; Metazoa; Chordata; Mammalia; Carnivora; Felidae
Gene: MLLT6
Product: MLLT6, PHD finger containing
Exons: 20
Coding region: 97-3378 (1093 amino acids)
Biological process (GO): regulation of transcription by RNA polymerase II
Cellular component (GO): nucleus
Molecular function (GO): 2 iron, 2 sulfur cluster binding; nucleosome binding; histone binding
Source: RefSeq, a predicted model, not a curated record
GGAGGCGCGCGGCCCCCCGCUCCCUCCCUCCCCCCCUGACCCCCGACCCCCGCCGGCCGGCCCCCCGCCCCAGCCCCGGAGGGAGCUCAUGGGAGUAUGAAGGAGAUGGUAGGAGGCUGCUGCGUAUGUUCGGACGAGAGGGGCUGGGCCGAGAACCCGCUGGUCUACUGUGAUGGGCACGCGUGCAGCGUGGCUGUCCACCAAGCUUGCUAUGGCAUCGUCCAGGUGCCAACGGGACCCUGGUUCUGCCGGAAAUGUGAAUCUCAGGAGCGAGCAGCCAGGGUGAGGUGUGAGCUGUGCCCACACAAAGACGGGGCAUUGAAGAGGACUGAUAAUGGAGGCUGGGCCCACGUGGUAUGUGCCCUCUACAUCCCGGAGGUGCAGUUUGCCAACGUGCUCACCAUGGAGCCCAUCGUGCUGCAGUACGUGCCUCACGAUCGCUUCAACAAGACCUGCUACAUCUGCGAGGAGCAGGGCCGGGAGAGCAAGGCAGCCUCAGGAGCCUGUAUGACCUGUAACCGCCAUGGAUGUCGGCAAGCUUUCCACGUCACCUGUGCCCAAAUGGCAGGCCUGCUGUGCGAGGAGGAAGUGCUGGAGGUAGACAACGUCAAGUACUGCGGCUACUGCAAAUACCACUUCAGCAAAAUGAAGACAUCCCGGCAUGCCAGCGGGGGUGGCGGAGGAGCAGGAGGCAGUGGUACAGGGGCAGGUGGCAGCGGCUUUAUUGCUGGCCGGAGAAGCCGAUCAGCCUCUCCGUCCACCCAGCAGGAGAAGCACCCUUCCCACCACGAAAGGGGCCAGAAGAAGAGUCGAAAGGACAAAGAACGCCUUAAACAGAAGCACAAGAAGCGGCCUGAGUCACCCCCCAGCAUCCUCACCCCGCCUGUGGUCCCCACUGCUGACAAGGUCCCCUCCUCAGCCUCCUCCUCCUCCCACCAUGAGGCCAGCACUCAGGAGACCUCUGAGAGCAGCAGGGACUCGAAGGGGAAAAAGUCUUCCAGCCAUAGCCUGAGUCACAAGGGGAAGAAACUGAGCAGUGGGAAAGGUGUGAGCAGUUUCACCUCCGCCUCUUCCUCCUCCUCCUCUUCCUCCUCCUCUUCCUCCUCCUCUGGGGGGCCCUUCCAGCCUGCAGUCUCGUCCCUGCAGAGCUCUCCCGACUUUUCGGCAUUCCCCAAGUUGGAGCAGCCAGAGGAGGACAAGUACUCCAAGCCCGCAGCCCCCACCCCUUCGGCUCCCCCCUCUCCCUCGGCCCCCGAGCCCCCCAAGGCUGAUCUCUUUGAGCAGAAGGUGGUCUUCUCUGGCUUUGGGCCCAUCAUGCGCUUCUCCACCACCACCUCCAGCUCGGGCCGGGCCCGGGCCCCGUCCCCUGGAGACUAUAAGUCUCCCCACGUGUCGGGGUCCGGGGCCUCAGCAGGCACCCACAAGCGGAUGCCCACACUGAGUGCUGCCCCUGCGCCUGCUGAGGAGACCCCCGAGACAGGCCUGAAGGAGAAGAAGCACAAAGCUAGCAAGAGGAGCCGACAUGGACCAGGACGUCCCAAGGGCAGCCGGAACAAGGAGGGGGCUGGGGGUCCAGCUGCUCCCUCGCUGCCCAGUGCCCAGCUGGCUGGCUUUACUGCCACUGCUGCUUCACCCUUCUCCGGAGGUUCCCUGGUCAGCUCUGGCCUGGGUGGUCUGGCUUCCCGCACCUUUGGGCCUUCAGGGAGCCUUCCCAGCCUGAGCCUGGAGUCUCCCCUACUAGGGGCAGGCAUCUACACCAGUAAUAAGGACCCCAUCUCCCACGGCGGCAGUGGUGGAAUGCUGCGAGCUGUCUGCAGCACCCCCCUCUCCUCCAGCCUGCUGGGGCCCCCAGGGACCUCGGCCCUGCCCCGCCUCAGCCGCUCCCCAUUCACCAGCACCCUCCCCUCCUCCUCUGCUUCUAUCUCCACCACUCAGGUGUUUUCUCUGGCUGGCUCUACCUUUAGCCUUCCUUCUACCCACAUCUUUGGAACCCCCAUGGGUGCCGUUAACCCCCUCCUCACCCAGGCCGAGAGCAGCCACACAGAGCCAGACCUGGAGGACUGCAGCUUCCGGUGUCGGGGGACCUCCCCCCAGGAGAGUCUGUCUUCCAUGUCCCCCAUCAGCAGCCUCCCCGCACUCUUUGACCAGACAGCGUCUGCAUCCUGCGGGGGCAGCCAAUUAGACCCAGCAGCCCCCGGAACAACUAACAUGGAGCAGCUGUUGGAGAAGCAGGGCGACGGCGAGGCCGGUGUCAACAUCGUGGAGAUGCUGAAGGCACUGCACGCGCUGCAGAAGGAAAACCAGCGGCUUCAGGAACAGAUUCUGAGCCUGACGGCCAAGAAGGAGCGGCUGCAGAUUCUCAACGUGCAGCUCUCUGUGCCCUUCCCCGCCCUGCCUGCCGCCCUGCCUGCCGCCAACGGCCCAGUCCCUGGGCCCUAUGGCCUGCCUCCCCAAGCCGGCAGCAGCGAUUCCUUAAGCACCAGCAAGAGCCCCCCGGGGAAGAACAGCCUUGGCCUGGACAACUCUCUGUCCACGUCUUCCGAGGACCCACACUCAGGCUGCCCCAGCCGCAGCAGCUCGUCGCUGUCCUUCCACAGCACGCCCCCACCGCUGCCCCUGCUCCAGCAGAGCCCUGCUACUCUGCCCCUGGCCCUGCCCGGGGCCCCUGCCCCGCUCCCGCCCCAGCCGCAGAACGGGCUGGGUCGGGCACCGGGGGCAGCGGGACUGGGGGCCAUGCCCAUGGCUGAGGGGCUGUUGGGGGGGCUGGCGGGCAGCGGGGCCCUGCCCCUCAAUGGGCUCCUGGGGGGGUUGAAUGGGGCUGCCGCCCCCAACCCUGCGGGCUUGAGCCAGGCUGGCGGGGCCCCCACGCUGCAGCUGCCAGGUUGUCUUAACAGCCUAACCGAGCAGCAGAGACAUCUCCUGCAGCAGCAAGAGCAGCAGCUUCAGCAGCUCCAACAGCUCCUGGCCUCCCCACAGCUGACCCCGGAACACCAGACUGUUGUCUACCAGAUGAUCCAGCAGAUCCAGCAGAAGCGGGAGCUGCAGCGGCUGCAGAUGGCCGGGGGCUCCCAGCUGCCCAUGGCCAGCCUGCUGGCAGGAAGCUCCACCCCGUUGCUGUCCGCGGGCACCCCUGGCCUGCUGCCCACGGCGUCUGCCCCACCUCUGCUGCCCGCCGGAGCCCUGGUGGCUCCCUCGCUUGGCAACAACACGAGUCUCAUGGCUGCAGCAGCUGCGGCCGCAGCAGUAGCAGCAGCGGGCGGACCUCCAGUCCUCACUGCCCAGACCAACCCCUUCCUCAGCCUGUCGGGGGCGGACGGCAGUGGUCCCAAAGGAGGGACCGCUGACAAAGGAACCUCAGCCAACCAGGAAAAAGGCUAAAUCCACCCAGCCCCUCCUGACCCCCAGAUGGAGGGGGCAGAUCUUGGCCUGAGGGGUCCUAGCCUGGAGCAGGCACCUGCACCCAGACACUGGAGAGCCUCAGCCCAGAUCAUGUGCCGAGGCCUGGGGAGUGUGGGGUGCUCCUGGUGCCGAGGACUGAGACGGAGAGGGAUGCCCCUUCCAUUGGCCCCCUCUCCCUCUGCACUGACCCCUUUGUGAGGGGCUCAGAGGGAGGACAGGCUCCAAGCCCACCUAGGAGCCCCCACUCUCAGCAAAUGUUUUGAGGUCCUCCAAGAGCAAAGUGGGCCAUGGCAUAAGUGGGGGGUUGGUUGGACCUUCCACAUAAAAUGGAUCAGCACUUGAGUGGGGAGAGGCGGGGAGGGAUAGGCCCUGAGUAGUCCUGCUUUACCUGCAGUUUCUUCCCAGCUUGGGCAGGUGGCAGAAGAGAUCCCUUGGACUGUGUCUCACCGGUCCCUUGCCCCUGCGCCCCAACAAGGGUUACAAGCUGAGCUUGUAAAAGCCCACAGACUAGGGAGCUGAGGAAGGGGCAGGAUGGCAUCAAACUCAGCCCAGGCCUCCCCACCUCUCUGGAGCCCCCAGUGACGGGCUGGGGAAGGGCAGGGGAGGAGGCCCAGCCCCCUUUAGUGCCCUGUCCCUUGUUUGCACUAUUGGAUUUAGGAGUGCGGAGGGUGGGAAGAUGGAGCUGCCUGACUCAGAGAGCGUGUGCCUGUGAGCCUGUGCAUGUGUGUCUGCGUGCGUGUGUGUAUGUGUGUGUGUGUGCUCGCGUCUGUCUGUCUGACUCCCCCUGGACCUGGGGCAGCCGAGGGCAGGGAUAGGAGCAGUGCUCAGAUGAGGCGGCACCAGAAGGGGGCUCCCAGCUUCUGUUUGCACCCUCCCCACCUCACCAACUUUGGUCCCUUUCUGGGGCGUGAAUGGUUAACAAAACCAGAACAGUACUCCAAUAUUGGAGAGUAACCGGGGGCUGGGGGCUUUGAAUCAGGGUAAUAUCCUGCCUUCCCUCCCCCAGACCCCACAUGGUCUCAGUGCCCCCUCAAACCUCCCCUCUACCCCCGCCCCCCCACCGCCGCUGAUGGUCUGUCCUGCUUCCCUGGCACGAAGGGAGUCCCAGGGAUGGGGGGAUGGGGCAAAGGGGGGGGGGGUAAAGUGCCACUUCCUUUAGUGAAAACCUCCCUCCCUGAAUUAGCCAGCUUGCUCCCCUGCACCCUACCCCCACCCCUGCCCCCACCAACCAGGGGAGCCUUCAGCUUGAGCUGACCUGACAACUGUCCCUUCACCCACCAGCUAUUCGCCCCCUCAGGGUGUGGGGGCAAUUCUCACCUUAAAGAGCCCCCACCUGCUCAGAGCCUUUGGUGGCAAAGGCUGAGUGAGGGGCCAGUAGGGCAGCCAGGAGAGAAGGGCAAGGGUGAAGCCUGUGUCUGUGUUUCAGUUGCACUGGGGUUGGAGCCAGGAGAAGGCUUUUCCAGCUUUCCCUGAAGCUCAUGUCUCGUCAGUGUUUGCAUGUGUGGAUUUUUUUGUGUGUGUUUCCGUUUGGGUUUUUGUUGUUGUUGGUUUUUUUUUUUUUUUUUAAUAAAGAAAAGAAGAUGUGUAUAUUUUUGGCAACGACAGAAACGUAGUGCAGAUAUAUUUUUGCCUGUGCUGCUCAACUGGUUUUUUUCUGAUACUGAAAAUAAUAUUAAUAUUCCUGUUGAUAAGACUUUGUAAGAUGUUAGGGAGCUGAUAAAGGAGGGGGUGGGUGGGAAUCCUUCAGAGGCAAUUUCUUAGGCACUUGCAAGGGCUUGGGGGGAGGGGGGAAGGCAGUUGUGAUGACCUCAGAAAUACUCACUUUUUAUUAAUGCUAAAUAUCAAUUAGGAAGAAACGAUAGAAUUCAGCAUUUUAUUCAUCUUCAUCUAUUAAGCUCUCUAAUUCCCUGCCCCCGAACCACUGAAAAGAAAAAUAACCUUCAGAGGUUCUUAGAAGAGUUGCCCAUUCACACUCACACCCUUGCCCAAGGCCGGCCCUCUAAGAACUGAAGUCAACUUCUGUUCUGGAUGCUGAGGAAAGUAAACCCGCUCCAAGGCUGCUGGGGCAGAGAGUGAGAGGUCCCUAUGAUUUAGUGCACUGGAACCAAGACCUCCCCGCUCCCUCCCAGCACCCGAGAGUCUGGGGUUCUCAUCUCCAAGAGUCUUUUGUUUUCCAGCUUUCCCCAGGCUGGGGUGCAGCACCAGGUAGGUUAGAUUUGAAGAAGGGACCCAGGCUGGGUAUGGAUUGCUGUUGUCCCUCAGUUUGGGACAGAGGGGCAUGAGAGAGAGAGUACAUUCCCUUCUUCGGAGGGAGCUUUAUAAGAAAGUUCUGGAGAUCUUCAGGGUCCCAAUGCAGGGGGAAUGGCUAUACUGACCUCACCCUCCUUUCCCAGCCUUGGUCCCUUUUUCCAGGACGAAUUUGGAUGGGGAGUGGGAAAAAGACACAGAUUUGUAUAUCUCUACCUAGCAGAGCGAAAGGAUGUGGUUUGCAGGGCGGAAAUGAAGUCUGAAAAUGCAUGAGCAGAGCUUCGUGUGUAAUCACGCUCAGUGUGGAGGUGUGAGGGCUGUGCAUGCAGAACCCCUGUCCAGCUCCGAAGUCACAGUCACGACUGGUGCAUGAAUGUCACAGCUGGAAGGGACCUGUCUUUAGGGGUGGUUUGAGCCAGUUCCUUGCUUCACAGGUGAUAGCUCCAAGCCUAGGAGGGGCAGGGGCUCGGGGCAGAGCCAGGACCAGCCCUCAGGACCCAGGCCUCCUGGUCCUGGGCUCUCUUGCCCCCCACUGCACCACCUCCAUGUGGCUGUCUGUCUGUCCCUGUGUGUGUGAGUGCAGGGCUGUGCCCAGGUGGGAGGGUAUCUAUGUAGCACUGAUUGUCUUAGCUCAGAGCUGAUGGAUCCUUUCCAUAGACAAUGACACUUUAAAGAUUGCUUUUUUUUUUUUUUUUUUAAGUUUUUCCUAUUUGUGUGUGUCUUCCCCUCAGGCUCCUGGGUCUGCUGCUGCCUCCUGGUGCCCUAACCUUGAGGCCGAGAGCACCCCACCCAUUCCUGUACUGAGGGCUAGGGAAGUACUCCUGGGGAAGGCCUAGACAAGUGAGGGGAGCCAGAGCCAGGGGCCAGCUCUGAGAAAGGGUAACCUCCACACUUCCCUUUCCCCCCUGAGCUGGAAAUGCAGACAACUUUUCAGAGGCACGGGCUCCCCUUGGCCAACUUCGAGCAUCUUCCCUGGUGAGCGGUGGGCCAAAGUUAGGAGUAGGCAGCUUGCUCCCAAUUUUCCUCUAUCUCAAUGUAUUUUUCCUGGGGAGAGGUGCCCAGAGGGAUUAAGGUCCCUUCAGUGGGGAAUGUGGAGGGGGCAGGGCACAGUACCCUGGCUCCCUCCAGUCACAUCAAUCUGGAUUCAAAGUGUGUCCAGCUCCCGGCCACUUUGACUUGAUCUACUGAAAAGUUGGGGACUGAGGGGUGCCUUCAUUGUCCUUUGUUCACUUCCUCCAGCCCAACUUGGGACUCAGGUGGCAGGACUGGAGACCCAAACCCUGACUCCCAGCCCCAUUUCCCUCUGUCCAUCCCAGCCUGUCUCAAUGUAGCAGACCCUUCCUAGGGGAGCAGGGAGGGGAAGCCAGAGUUUGCAAACCCAGGGGCUCCUUUUACAUUCUUUCUAGAACCUCCUUUAUAUCCUCAGCCCAAAAGGCAAUGCCCCCUCCUUUCACUUCCGAGCCUGGAAUUGUGCAUAACCCGGAUCUUGUAUCUUUGUAUAACGGAUGUUAUUUGUACGAAGGGCAGUUCGUAAACAGCACUUGUUCUUUUAAUAAAAGAAUGUUUUACAAAAAAAAAAAAAAAAAAUC